AUGCAAAAUGAAUUGAUAUGUCAAAAACAUCCACAUAAUUAAAUAACUCUGAUUUGUACAGAAGAUGAUGAGUUUCAUAGUUGUUAAAGGAGACUAUGUUCGGACUGUAUACAUUUACAUGGUGGAGAUGCUAGUAAAUUAAUUCCAAUUUAACAAUUUAAUGAUCAUAUUAAAUUGAAAUAAGAAAAACUUGAACAUUAUUUCUUGGUUAGUAAAAGGAACUUUUUUAAAUAAUAUGAUGAUAUUGAAAAGAAAUUAAAGGAUUAUUUGGAAAAUACUAGAAAUUCCGCAGAAGCAAUAUUUAAUGAAUUAAUACUAGAAAACCUUCAUUUUAAAGAGCUGAUUAGUUCUUGCAGAACAUCAGAUCUCAAUGAGAUUUUUUAAGGAAAAAAAUUUGAUACUUGGAAGUCUUUGAUAAAUUCUAUUGUUGAUAAAUUGAGCACAACUAAUUUAUUAAUAGGGGAUAAUCUACAAUAACUCAUUUCAAAGCAUAAUGAUGAAGUUUCCUAAAUUUUUUGGCAAGAAAAAGUUUAAAUAUACGAUGGUUUUCAAAUGAAAAAGAAUAAAAAAAUAAAAACAAAAUUUUUGGUAAAAUUUAAUAGAAAUCAUGAAAUAAUUUAUAUACAUGAUGGAGAAAUUCUAAAAAAGUAAUAUUUGUUAUCAUUUAGAUUAAAAUUUUAUAAUUUAACAUAUCAGCCAGAAAUAGUGAGUAAUUUAGAAAUAAUUUAGCAUUUCAAUUAUUUUUCUGGUGGUGUGAGAAACAACUACAAUAUUGGAAAGUAAUAUGUUUAUUGGAAAGGAUAAGUUUAAGAAGGUGUUUUUGGGGAGUAUUCGAUGGAAGGAAAAAAAGUAGGACUUUGGAAAAUACCAAUUUAGAAUUUUUGGGAGUAAUAAAAUAAAAUAAUAAAAAUUAGUGAAGCUUUAAUUUUUAUGGUAGGAGAAUAUGUAAAUGAUUAAAGAAAUGGAUAAUGGGAUUAUAUAUUCGAAGAAUAAGACAAUAAUAAUGUUUUAAAAAUAAAAUCCAGAAGAAAUGGAGGAUGGUACAAUCAAUAAGGAUUAAAAGACGGAAAUUGGUUAGAAUUAAGCGAAAUUUCAGAUAAGUAUUUAUUAUUUUGAAUUUUAAAUCAGCCAUGAUAUCAUUUUUUAUGAAGGAAAUUAUUAAAAUGGCAAAAAAUUUGGGGGUUGGAAAAUGAGUUAAGAUAAUGACUAUAAAGGAUCUUUUAAUAAUUAAGGAUAAAAAAUAGGAAAAUGGUAUGAGAUGAAUGAUUUCUCUUUUUUGUAUAAUCUAUAAAUAUCAUGCAUUUAGGGAUAUCAAAAUAAGUUGUUCUGGAAAUUAUGAAAAUGGAGUUAAAAUUGGUAAAUGGUAAAGCUUUUAUUGUAAUGAAAUCAUGUAAUAAAAACAAAUAAUAUAAGUGGGGAAGGAGAAUAUACAAAUGAUGGUUUGAAGUAAGGUGAAUGGAAAGAUUUCUGGGAAGGUUUUUCUCGGUAAUUAAAAUCAAUAUUCUUAAAAGAGAAUGUUAAGUAGUAAUGUAAGGCUAAUAUGAAAACAAUAAAAAAAUAAACGAAUGGACAAUUUUUUAUAAAAGGAAUCCUGACUAAAAAUUGGUUUUCUAAAACAACAAUCAUCAUAUUUAUAUAAUUUUUCUCUUUGAUUUAGAAAAUAAAAUAUGA
Paramecium sonneborni is the source of this 1671-nucleotide messenger RNA. NCBI's taxonomy places the organism in Eukaryota, Ciliophora, Oligohymenophorea, Peniculida, Parameciidae. The record is from the annotation of a GenBank genome assembly.